AUGGAUUGGAAUUCAGUAAAUUUACCACAUAUGUAUAACACAAUCGAGCAAGUCCCUAAGGAUGGCGUUCAGUUGAACCCAUUAUAUGACGAAGAAUAUGCAACACAGAACGGAAACGAGAGCUCGCCAUCUUUAGACACCGAAGCAUCAUAUAAUGAAUCCCGAGUACCAUUAUCUGAAAACCGCCUCUCAACUGCACCGACUUCCUACCAUGGUCUCCAUCGUCCAGCGAGAUUAGAUUGGCAUCGGAUAGGUCAGCCUUUGGCCAGAGAUUUCGCCAACGAUACAUGGAUGAAGACCCGCCGUGUGCUUGCUGCCUGCGAUUCCGAAGACGAUUUGCAGAAUGAGAACUCCAGGUUCACACAAGCAGCCUCAAUGACAUCAACCCCCUCAAAACCUUUCGGCAUGUCCUACACAGUUUCGGAAUCCGAUUAUCCAUCCCCAUCUCAAACACCGAGCAAUGUAUCCUUCCACCCCUUCAUGUCUACUCAAAAAUCAAGACAGGGACAAGAUGUCUACAUGGUCCUUCACGACGCAGUCCCCGUCGCAGCAGGAUCUCUCGCAACAACCAGUGUCACCGGUGUAUAUACCACACUUGAAGAAGCAAAUGGUUUCGUAGAAAGAGUUGCAGAGGAAACUUGUAGGGAUGUUCCAGAAGAAAACAUGAAGAUGGCUAUAGAAAAUGGAGCGUUUGGUUUUGAUAUUUUGGAUGUGAAAAGGCAUGUGUUGCAUAGGGUGUAUAUUGAGAAGCAGACGGUGAGGGGAGAGUGGAGUGACAAGAGUGAAAUUGAGGAAACGGGAGUGAUGAGGGAUCAGGCAGAGGAUAUGGGGAUUUUCGAUGGAUUUGCGAAUCUGUCGUUGUGA
Molecule: messenger RNA, 864 nt
Organism: Botrytis porri
Lineage: Eukaryota; Fungi; Ascomycota; Leotiomycetes; Helotiales; Sclerotiniaceae
Exons: 1
Coding region: 1-864 (287 amino acids)
Source: RefSeq, a predicted model, not a curated record